Molecule: messenger RNA, 897 nt
Organism: Daphnia carinata
Lineage: Eukaryota; Metazoa; Arthropoda; Branchiopoda; Diplostraca; Daphniidae
Product: charged multivesicular body protein 1a-like
Exons: 3
Coding region: 118-717 (199 amino acids)
Biological process (GO): endosome transport via multivesicular body sorting pathway; protein transport; late endosome to vacuole transport
Cellular component (GO): multivesicular body; ESCRT III complex
Source: RefSeq, a predicted model, not a curated record
UGUUGACAAAGCUGACGACGUUCCGAAAGCAAAGGGAAUACCAGUUUGUCAUUUAACGAUUUCGCAAGAUUUUUAUUGAGUAACAUUUAGUGAGUCGGUGCUUUAUUGUUAAUCAUCAUGGAAGAUACUGUGUUCCAGCUUCGGUUUUGUGCAAAACAAUUGGAAAGGCUGAGUAAGAAGGCAGAAAAGGAGCAAGCUGCUCAACAAGCAAAAAUUAAAAAAGCCUUGCAACAAGGUAAUGUGGAAGGUGCCAAGAUCUAUGCAGAAAAUGCAAUUCGUAAGAAAAAUGAAGCUCUUAAUUUCCUAAGAAUGGCCUCAAAGGUAGAUGCUGUACGAUCUAAAGUUCAAACAGCUGUCACAAUGAAAGAGGUUGCAAAGAACAUGGGAAUGGUAGUAAAAGCAUUAGAUAAAGCAGUGAAUUCAAUGGAUCUCCAAAAAAUUUCUAAUGUAAUGGAGAAAUUUGAAAGCCAGUUUGAAGACAUGGAUGUCAGAACUUCCGUUAUGGAAGAUGCAAUGGGAGCAGCCACAACUUUGUCAACUCCCAGGGAUCAAGUAGAUCUUUUGAUACAACAAGUUGCUGAUGAAGCUGGGCUUGAGAUCACAGAUCAGUUGGCUAAUGCUGGAUCCAUACCGUCGGCGAUUGGAACACCAUCCUCUGUUGCUUCUAGUGCAAACGACGACCAGCUCUCUCGUCGAUUGGCUGCUCUAAGACAAUAGAGCUAUAAACAUACAUUAACUUUUAAUAAAAUGCCUUGAAUACCUGUCUAAUCCUUCCCAAAGGUUUUACUCACACUUGAGAAAACCAUGAUUUAUUCAAAGAGAGCCUCAUUUCUCUCCUGUGUACAUUGUGAUUUGCAUUAUAAAUACUAAUGGCUCUAGUAUGCCACUUCAUCUUCA